CACUCACGCGCUUUUGGCACUGGUUGCCAUGGAAGGUUAUCAAGUGCAAAACCGGCGGAAGCAACGGCACUCUGAGCAAAGACACUGAACCUGCCGGUCGGCCCGGCGGACACAGGAUAAAAUACGGACCCCUGAGGUUUAAGGGGUGACAAUUAGGAAGCAGUAAGGUGCACUGUGUUUUUACAGCAGGAAGAGUAAGCGAGUGAUUAAGUCUGUCACAUUCAGUAUGUCUGCAUGGCUGCAGCAGGAGGCUGGCCCAACCAGUUCUGCUGAAGCAAAGAAAUCAGAGCCCAGAGGCCAAGAGAAGAAAUGCUCAUGGGCGUCUUACAUGACCAACUCCCCCACAUUAAUUGUCAUGAUCGGCCUCCCUGCCAGAGGCAAGACAUACAUGUCGAAGAAACUCACACGCUACCUCAACUGGAUAGGAGUUCCCACAAAGGUGUUUAACCUUGGUGUGUACCGGAGGGAAGCAGUUAAAGCAUACAAGUCAUAUGAUUUCUUCAGACAUGACAAUGAGGAAGCCAUGAAGAUACGGAAACAGUGUGCCUUGGUGGCCCUUAAAGAUGUCAAGACCUACUUUAAUGAGGAAGGUGGACAAAUAGCUGUAUUUGAUGCCACAAACACAACUCGGGAGAGGCGAGAUCUCAUAUUAAAUUUUGCACAGGAGAAUGCAUUCAAGGUGUUUUUUGUGGAGUCAGUAUGUGAUGAUCCAGAGGUUAUUGCUGCUAACAUCCUGGAAGUCAAGGUUUCAAGUCCAGAUUAUCCAGAAAGACACAGAGAGAGAGUCAUGGAUGAUUUCCUUAAACGCAUUGAAUGUUAUAAAGUCACUUACCAACCACUAGAUCCUGAUGAAUAUGACAAAGACCUGUCCUUCAUCAAGGUGAUGAACGUGGGCCGUCGGUUCCUGGUAAACCGUGUUCAGGACUACAUCCAGAGCAAGAUUGUCUAUUACCUCAUGAACAUCCACGUACACUCGCACUCCAUCUACCUCUGCAGGCACGGAGAAAGCGAGCACAACGUCCAGGGCCGCAUCGGAGGAGACGCUGAACUCUCCUCACGAGGGAGACAGUUUGCGAGUGCCCUGCGUGGGUUCAUUGAGGAGCAUAAGCUGUCCGACUUGAAGGUUUGGACCAGCCAGUUAAGGAGAACCAUCCAGACGGCUGAGGAGCUGGGAGUUCCCUAUGAACAGUGGAAAAUCCUCAACGAGAUAGAUGCCGGUGUAUGUGAGGAGAUGACCUACGAAAUGAUCCAAAACACAUUCCCAGAAGAGUUUGCUUUAAGGGAUCAGGACAAGUACCACUACAGAUAUCCAGGAGGAGAGUCAUAUAUGGAUCUGGUUCAGCGCCUGGAACCUGUGAUUAUGGAGCUUGAGAGACAAGGCAAUGUCCUAGUCGUCUGCCAUCAGGCAGUUAUGCGCUGCCUACUAGCUUAUUUCUUGGACAAGAGUGCAGAUGAUCUCCCGUAUUUGAAAUGUCCCCUUCACACUGUCAUGAAGCUCACUCCUGUUGCCUAUGGUUGCAAAGUGGAAAUGUUUUAUCUGAAUGUGGAAGCAGUGAAUACACAUCGGGACCGACCGCUGGGGAAAGUCAGACGAGACUCUGCCCCUCUGCUGCUAAGGCGGAAUAGUUACACCCCACUUUCCAGUCACGACCAGGUUAAGCGGCCCCGCCUCUACAGCGCUGGCAACCGGUCCUGGCUGCCCCUCACCCCCUCCCCCACUGCCCUGCACUUCUCUGACACGCCAGGCGGGGCGCUGCUGCUUCAGCAAAGCCAAUCUCGUGUGGUUGGCAGUCAUCUGACUCCUUAUGUGAAGGAAUCAACUUUGACUGCCCAGACGAAGUUAAUGACUGUUUCCGCUUCUGAGUGAGAUGGGAGAAUUUAUAAAAUCCUGCAUGACACUGAAACUCUGCUUUUAGAUUCUCCCUGCUUGCUUUAUCAGUGUUGGGACUACAUUUCCCAUCCACCCCCUGCAUGACAAAUCACCACUGCUAUGACUACAAUGAAUUCAUCAUCUAUCAUCACGUCUAUAAGUGUUUAUAUAUAUAUAUAUAUAUAUAUAUAUAUAUAUAUAUAUAUAUAUAUAUAUAUAUAUAUAUAUAUAUAUAUAUAUAUAUAUAUGACCAUCCAAGAAUAUUUAUUUUAAGUGUUGAGGCCUUAUUGAAGAUUGAACAAAGGAGCUGAAUGUUCUCUGAUAGAACUUGAACACAACGUGGGUUGUGCAAAUGAUGAUAACCUUUAUACAGUGUCUUUGUUGCAGCACAAUGUUGUUUGCAAUGAAGCAUUUUCACAAUCAUAACUAUUAAAACAUCUUCAUAUAUACCAUAGUCAGUCAUCAGACAGAAGAAAAGCCUUAUUCACGGUGAUUAUGUCAACGCUGGUAAUAUUUAUCAGGCCGCAAUGAUAUGGUAAAUUUCAUUACAGGGAAUUAAUGGAACAGAGAUUUGAUGCAGAUAGAGGAAAGAUUUGUGUAUUAUAACAGAUUGUCGCUUCAAGGAAAGCCAAUGAAAGUACUUUUGUCUUGCACAUUUUCUUAAUAAGAAUGAUAUUUAUGAGGAAAUUGUACAAAGCUAGCUAUUCGUGAUAUUUUUAUAGAAAUGUAUUUGUGUCGCAUUGUCAAAAUGACAAGGAUUUGUAGGAUGCAGUAUGUAAAUGAUGUAUAUUUUAUAGGUCAGGUCAGGUCACUGCUGACGGUGCUAGCAGAUGUUGUUUUUAUUAAGGUUUUGAAUGUAAUAUGUGCUCAUUAAGCUAGGAAUGUUUUCUCUGGUUAUGCGUUUGUUAAAACUGGAAUUACUAGCUUGACAAGUCGGUUUAUAUUUCCGUGUGGGGAGCUGCACUAUUCUCAUCAGCAUGUUAUCAACCAGUGACAUUGGAUAAUGUAGUUAAUGCAUAACAUGCCCACAGACUUUUCAUGCUGUAAUGUUUAAAGGUGCCCUAGAUUCAAAAAUUGAAU
Molecule: messenger RNA, 2950 nt
Organism: Megalobrama amblycephala (Wuchang bream)
Lineage: Eukaryota; Metazoa; Chordata; Actinopteri; Cypriniformes; Xenocyprididae
Gene: pfkfb2b
Product: 6-phosphofructo-2-kinase/fructose-2,6-biphosphatase 2b
Exons: 17
Coding region: 227-1867 (546 amino acids)
Biological process (GO): fructose 2,6-bisphosphate metabolic process; fructose metabolic process
Cellular component (GO): cytosol
Molecular function (GO): ATP binding; fructose-2,6-bisphosphate 2-phosphatase activity; 6-phosphofructo-2-kinase activity
Source: RefSeq, a predicted model, not a curated record